This is a messenger RNA of Poecile atricapillus (Black-capped chickadee), 645 nucleotides long. Its product is annotated as feather keratin 1-like. Gene Ontology annotation, molecular function: structural constituent of cytoskeleton. The coding region runs from base 18 to 323 and encodes 101 amino acids. The record is from RefSeq and is a predicted model, not a curated record. Gene Ontology annotation, cellular component: intermediate filament. Lineage: Eukaryota; Metazoa; Chordata; Aves; Passeriformes; Paridae. The transcript has a single exon.
AUCUGCAGCCCCAAGACAUGUCCUGCUACACCCCGUGCCGGCCCUGCCAGCCCUGCGGCCCCACCCCGCUGGCCAACAGCUGCAACGAGCCCUGUGUCAGGCAGUGCCAGGACUCCACCGUGGCCAUCCAGCCCUCGCCCGUGGUGGUGACCCUGCCCGGCCCCAUCCUCAGCUCCUUCCCACAGAACACCGCCGUGGGAUCCUCCACCUCAGCUGCUGUUGGCAGCAUCCUCAGCUCUCAGGGAGUGCCCAUCAACUCUGGGGGCUUUGGCCUCUCGGGCUUGGGCAGUGGCCUCUGUGGCACGAGGUGCCUCCCCUGCUGAAGCUGCUGGUGACGGCCCUGGGGAAGGAAGCCAGGGACUCACAGGAUGGAACCACCCUGGGGACCCAGCACCGGCUUGUUGCUUCCUGAGGGGCUGAGCAAGCCCAGCAGCACCUGCAGAAGGACAGGGCCAGCCUGGGCUCUUGGGAAGCACAGCCCAUCCCUGCCUCUGCCCUCUGCCUCUCUCUCCUUUCCCUCCUGUGUCCCUGCUCCCUUGUGCUCCCCUGGGCUGUGAGCCCCACACAGCCAUCCUGGGGAGGACCUGCUGGCCCUCCUCCCUCUCUGGAUCAGGCCCAUGGACACCUGCUGGGAUCUCUGCCACA